This is a messenger RNA of Haliaeetus leucocephalus (bald eagle), 1544 nucleotides long. RefSeq names its product mitochondrial ubiquitin ligase activator of nfkb 1-A-like. Gene Ontology annotation, molecular function: ubiquitin-protein transferase activity. Gene Ontology annotation, biological process: protein ubiquitination; organelle organization. The record is from RefSeq and is a predicted model, not a curated record. Bases 384 to 1406 code for a protein of 340 amino acids. The transcript has 4 exons. Lineage: Eukaryota; Metazoa; Chordata; Aves; Accipitriformes; Accipitridae.
UCCGGGCCAGAUCGGGGGUGCUGGGCCCGGACUGGGAGUGCUGGGAGUGAACCGGGGGUGCCAGGCCUAGGUGGGACCCUGGGUGCAGGGCCCGGGCUGGGUCACGGGUGCUGGGCCUCGGCCCGGUCCUGGGUGCAGGGCAAGACGGGCGCCUCUGGUCCCAGGCUGGGCAAGGGGUGCUGGGUCGGGCCGGGCCGGGCCUGCAGGGCACUUGUGGGUGCUGGAGCUGAACUGCCCCCAGCCAGGUGCGCGGGCAGGCCUGGCCCUAAGGUGGCAGCGCCCUGGGGACAGGGGCGCUGGGACAUCCCUGCCCCUGGGCCAACACGGCCCCGUCCCCCAGCCAACACGGUCACCUUGCAGGCGUGUCCCCCAAGCCUGGCACCAUGGACGCGCCGCCCAUCACACCUGGGGAGCUGCUGUGUCUGGGCUCCAGCCUCGCCUUCUCCGGCCUCUUCUACUACCUGUACAGGAAGAAAGCCAGAGUCGUGGCACGCAUACAGGAGGCCCCAAAGCUCCAGGUUGACGACGAUUUACCAGCACUGGUCUCUGCGGCUGAUGGGAGGUGCCUGCCUUACGUUGCCCUGGAAGGCAUAGUGCUGCCAGCCAAGGCUGUGCUCACCAGCCAUUACCAUGAGGGGCUGCAGGGUGUGAUCCAGAAACUGCUUCUGAAAGAACAUCGGCUGAUCUGGAACAGCUUGGCCCGGAGCUGGAGUGAGAGCGAGCGGGUGCUCUCGGAGCAGGUCUACACCGUCCCCUUCUUGCUGGCCUCGCCGGAUACUGAGGCAGUGACACCAGUGAGCGUGGAGAGCCCACUCCGAGCUGUCUCCCUGCCGCUGGAGACAGUGUACGAGCGGUUCCAGCAGCCAGCCCACGGCUUCCGUGACCUGCUGGGCCAGUACUUGAGCGGGGAGAAGCCCAAGGGCAUCCUGGAGACGGAGGAGAUGCUGCGGGUGGGGGCUGGGCUGACGGGUAUUGGGGAGCUGGCCCUGCACCUUGACGGCUCCCUGCACCUCCAGCCGCCGGCCCAGGGGGGAGAAUAUUUCCUGUGCCUGGGGGACUGGCAGACGGUGCUGGCGGAGCUGGAGUCGGCCAGCGGGCUCUGGAAGGGGGCGGCCAUGCUGUGCGCUGCAGCGGGUCUGGCCGUCCUCCUGCAUGCCCUGUGCCGUGCCUACCGCCGCGCCCGCCUCAAGCAGCAGCGUGAGGACAAGGAGCCGGAGGGCGAGGGAGCUGGGGACGAGGGGCCCGAGGACUCCUGCGUGAUCUGCCUGACGCGGCCCCGUGAGUGUGUCCUCUUGGGCUGCGGCCACAUCUGCUGCUGCUUCCGCUGCUUCCAGGCUUUGCCCACCCGCCUCUGCCCCAUCUGCCGGGGGCCUAUUGACCGCGUGGUGCCCCUCUACCAGGCCUGAGAACACCUGGGGGGUGCCCAGGGAGGGGCACCGCAAACCAAGCCAAGCCUGGAGCCUGCAGAAAUCUCAGCUGUCCCCUUGCGUGCAGCUGUGUGAUUCCUGUUGGGAGUCAGGGGUCCUGAUGAGCCCUCCUGUAUG